AAGUUCCACACGGACUCUUUUAUGGCGCGGUCAAGAUGUUUGUUUUCAUUACCAUCAUCUUUGUCUUUGUGGCUUACAAUAUUUCUAUAAAGUUUGUGUAUUACAGAUAUAGUAAAUUAUGGCCAUACUUAAUUAAUAAAAUAUCAACGCCUUUAUGCACCGUUGGAAACGCGAGUUUUUGUCCGACUCAAGAGAGGUCCAGCGCGCUUUUACGGAACACAGGGGAUGACAAGCCGCGCGUUACAGCCAGCGAGACUCGAGCGCUGUUAGUCACUGCACAUCCAGAUGAUGAAUGCAUGUUCUUUGCACCUACAGUCUUAAAACUUGUUGAAUCACAAGCAGCUUUUUAUUUGUUAUGUUUGUCGACAGGCAAUUACAACAAUCAAGGACUACAGCGCAAAAGAGAACUGCUUGACAGCUGUGCAGUUCUAGGAAUCCCGUCCGACCAUGUCACCAUCAUAGAUGACAAAGAGCUUCCAGAUGACCCCACGGUCCAGUGGAGCACCGCAGCUAUCUCCUCUCUGAUCCUCAAACACAUCCGAAACUACAGCAUAAGUGUGGUAUUGACAUUUGAUGGCAGUGGUGUGAGUGGACAUGCAAAUCAUAUUGCCAUCUACAUGACACUCAGGCAUCUAGCUUCCGCUGGACGAAUACCUGAAGGUUGUCAGAUCUUCUCUCUUCACUCCAUCAGCUUACUUAGAAAGUACGUGUCAGUCCUAGAGCUGCCCAUCAGCUGGCUCCUCCCCUCUGAUUUCUGCUGCAUCAUUGGACAGGAUGAGUAUAACCGUGCCAAGAAAGCCAUGCUCUGUCAUCGCUCUCAGCUGCUGUGGUUUCGCCGACUCUACAUACUUUUCUCACGCUACAUGUUUGUAAACACAUUCCAGGCCAUCACCGUGGAAACAAAGAAUGUGAAGAUUUAUUAGCUUAGAUUGUCUUGGGCACUGUUCCUGUCCAUGUAGGACUAAAAUUAUGCACUGAAAUUUUAAACAAAGGUUUACUUUGUUUAUAAUUAAUUUGUUUAUAUAUUUAUAUUAUAUAUAUAUAUAUAUAUAUAUAUAUAUAUAUAUAUAUAUAAAGACUGUACAACAAUAUAUCAAUAAGGUUCAGUCAGCAUAUCCAGCCUACAGACACUAACGGAGAACUGCUGGUAUAAUGAACCUUAGAGACUUUUAUACCAAACAAUACAAUGUUCUGAAAGCCAGAUUUCCUGGGAGGUUUAGGGGACUUAAGCGCUUUAUUUGAGUAGUUAAAUCCAAAACACAGAUUGUGCCUUUGAGUUUAAAGGUGGUGAAGCACGAAAUGUGAUUCUGUACAUCGUUUACAUUUUCUGUUACUGUUGUUAUUAGAUGUUGUUGUUAAUGUUAUUGAUUUAUUAAAGUAGACUUCCAAGAAAAGCACUGUUCCAAAUGGAUAAACAAGUACUGUACCAAAUCUUAUGAUUCAGUAUGUUUUCAAAACUGACAUGUUUUUCUGAUUUCCUUGAGUGAAGUCUGUAACUCUGUUAGUAUAUUCUGUAAUGACUUCUAAUGUAGAGCAAUGUAAUAAUUUUGUUUAAAA
This is a messenger RNA of Puntigrus tetrazona (Sumatra barb), 1557 nucleotides long. It is a transcript of the gene pigl, whose product is annotated as phosphatidylinositol glycan anchor biosynthesis, class L. Gene Ontology annotation, cellular component: endoplasmic reticulum. Bases 36 to 923 code for a protein of 295 amino acids. Gene Ontology annotation, molecular function: N-acetylglucosaminylphosphatidylinositol deacetylase activity. The transcript has 7 exons. The record is from RefSeq and is a predicted model, not a curated record. Lineage: Eukaryota; Metazoa; Chordata; Actinopteri; Cypriniformes; Cyprinidae. Gene Ontology annotation, biological process: GPI anchor biosynthetic process.